CGCCCUGGGCCGGGCUGCGGGCGAUGCUGCUGCGGAGCGUGGCCCGGGGAGCCCUGGCGGUGGCCGCAGGUCCCGGCUGCCCGGGGCCACGCCGACUCUCCGGCUGGGACUGGUGCCAAAAGCUUCCUGGAGGCGACAGCAUUCUGCACAGGUACCAUGGCCAGUCCCCAGUCCACGAAGGCCGCAGAAUGUUCGGGAAGGACCAUGUGGAGGGGGACUCCCAAACAGGUGCAGAUGGCACCCAGCAACCCACGUCCUCCCUGCCCGGUGGGGGCCCCGCAGAACGCCCAUACCCCCCGCCACCCGAGCUGCAGCCCCCCACAAACUGCUGCCUGAGUGGCUGCCCCAACUGCGUGUGGGCAGAGUAUGCAGACGCACUGCUGCAGCACUACCAGGAUGGAGGGGAGCGGGCCCUGGCCGCCCUGGACGAGCACGUGGCUGAUGAGACCCUCAAGGCCUUCCUCAGGAUGGAGAUCCGGCUCCGCAUGCGGGAAGGAGGCUGAGCCGGCCUGGCGGGACUCCUCCCCGACAGGCUCCAGCCCCGCAGCUCCUCUCCCUGUAGCCCCUUCGUGGGGCUUGUGGCGGAGGGAAUAGGAGGAGUUAUUUAUUGACUUAAUCUGAGAAUAAACAAGUUCUCUGGUGGUGAGA
This is a messenger RNA of Hipposideros armiger (great roundleaf bat), 648 nucleotides long. It is a transcript of the gene OXLD1, whose product is annotated as oxidoreductase like domain containing 1. The transcript has 2 exons. NCBI's taxonomy places the organism in Eukaryota, Metazoa, Chordata, Mammalia, Chiroptera, Hipposideridae. The record is from RefSeq and is a predicted model, not a curated record. Bases 24 to 503 code for a protein of 159 amino acids. Gene Ontology annotation, cellular component: mitochondrion.